Messenger RNA from Aspergillus nidulans FGSC A4, 1712 nucleotides. RefSeq lists its product as uncharacterized. The transcript has a single exon. The record is from RefSeq and is a predicted model, not a curated record. Bases 1 to 1569 code for a protein of 522 amino acids. NCBI's taxonomy places the organism in Eukaryota, Fungi, Ascomycota, Eurotiomycetes, Eurotiales, Aspergillaceae.
AUGACCAUCGUGGUGGAGAGAGCUAUCGGCCUGGGAGUUCUCGAGGUUAUAGCCGUCGCAGCGAGGUCACCUCCACGAAUGCGCUCACCUCCAAGUCGUUUUGUCGCCGAUACCUGGGCACCAUCUCCAGGUCGGCCAUACACCCGCCCCAGGAGCCGCUCACCCCCCCUAUACAGACGCCGUUCAAGAAGCCCACCCCCGUACAACAGAGCCGUUGGUGUCGUUUCAUACACGAAAACAUACGCCUCUCGGAAGUUCUCGCCUCGUCGAGAUGUGAGAGCGAGAUCUCCUGUAUCGUCAUCGAGGCGGCCAAGAUCGCCUUUUAGAGAAGAUCGAGCUCGCGACAGCACUUGGAGCCAUAACACCUCGACCUCGAGGCAGCCAGGAGACUCUUCUGGCCGCGAUUACGGGUAUUAUAGAGCAAACCGCCGCCCACCUUCCGCUGGCCGGCAUACGAGACCUGGUUCACCUCCGAGGAAUGGAUUAUCAUUUGAUGACGACCAGUGUCCAGCUCCUCGCGCUCGGAGUCCUUUCACAAAUGGGCGCAGAGAUACCACCGCUGACCGCUAUCAUGGACAGAGACGACGGUCUCAAUCCUCGAAUGGCACAUUCGCCAAACGCCCCUCUGCGCCUGGAUCUAUGUCUAACUCAAGGCGGUCAUCACCCUUUGAUGAUAGGAAUAAUAGCAUAAGAAGCAAUAGAAGUCGAUCGCCGCAUACCAGUUAUACCCCAGGUCGUCGCCGUUCCAGGGAGAGAGAGACAUCGACGAGCCGGGAUCAUCAUGCGUCGGCGGCUAAAAGCACGAUCGAAACGCCGGAAGCCAGACUUAAAUCACCUGGCUCAGAGAGGAUGAUUACGGAAACGUCCUCUUUCUCGACUAAUGCCGAAACCCCCCAGACAUCCGAGCAACUUGGCAGGACAACCCUCACUAGAACGUCGUAUCCUAGCAAUGCCCCGAGCCAGCCGAGGGCAUUCAGCAACAAUCGCAACCGCAAGUCGCCCUCACCGCCGGGUCCACCACAUGGUCCUAAGACCCUUCCAUCUCACCCUCGUUCGUCGAAUAUCUCCCUUUUGUCUGCCCCGACACGGCCUCGUGGAAGCUCGAAUUUCAAAGACAGCGGCUGGGCAGGCCCCUCAAUGCGCCGUGGGCCUGCACCUUCUGGGCCGCAUGGAAUGCCUAUUGUGGCCCGAAAUAAUCAUUUAUCAGCUUCUGGGACUGAGUUACAGCGCUCUCGCUCCUGUCGUCCUAAUAGCGUCCCAGGGACCUCUCCGAACACGCCGAGACACGCCAAAUAUCUUGUUGGUCUCAAUACGAUUGUACCUGGAGGUAAGCUCGCACCAACCGAGCUCGACAGUAUAACAGAGAAACGCCUCUCCCAGCUUGACGCAGAUAAGGAUCGACUUUUCAAUCAAAUUGCAGAGAGCCAAAAGCUGAAGCGUGCCGGCUUACGGGACUGGGAUAAGUUAGAUAGGGAAAGUUCAAUCUGCGCUUUGAAAAGCGAAUUGGCUGAAGGUCAUUUACAAUGUAUCACUGAUGCUGAAGGUAUAUUUGGCAGGGCAUUGUUUUGAUAGUCCGUGCUAGCCUGGCUCAAUUGUACUGUGGCCGUUCAUGAGCGUCCAUCUACUGCUUUCAUGUUCUUGACUUGGCGCAGAUAUCAUGUUGAUUGCAAGCCAUAGUACUCGAAAAUAACCCCUAUCAUACCAUCCUGCUA